AGAAGGAGCUGCUAUAACGACCCCGAGCAUGGGGCAAAAAGUCCCAGGUGGCAUCAAAACCAUUGAUAUGCGGGAUCCGGCAUUCAGCCCCCUGAAGCUGGAGCUACAGGCCCUGAGUCACACCAAACCGUCUCGACUGGAUCUGCUGCUGGACAUGCCACCUGCCAGCGUGGAUGUCCAGGUCCAGCACUCGUGGAACAAUGAUGACCGUUCCCUCAAUAUCUUCGUCAAGGACGACAACAAGCUGGUGUUUCACAGGCACCCUGUGGCUCAGAGCACGGACGCCAUCCGGGGCCGCGUUGGAUACACAAGGGGCUUGCACGUGUGGGAGAUCAGCUGGGCCAUGCGUCAGAGGGGCACACACGCUGUGGUCGGAGUGGCUACAAGUGACGCCCCGCUACACUCGGUGGGCUACACAGCUUUGGUGGGAAGCAACGCUGAGUCGUGGGGCUGGGACCUGUGCAGGAGUAAACUCUACCAUGAUGGCAAGAACCUCCCAGGAAAAACCUACCCAGGCUUCCUCGAGCCAGACGACACCUUCAUAAUCCCAGACUCCCUCUUAGUAGUCUUGGACAUGGACGAGGGGACUCUGGGUUACAUAGUGGAUGGACAUUAUCUAGGGGUGGCGUUCAGAGGACUUAAGGGCAGGAAGCUGUACCCAGUAGUGAGCGCCGUGUGGGGACACUGUGAAAUUCGAAUCCGGUACAUAAAUGGACUCGAUCCUGAACCCCUUUCUCUGAUGGACCUGUGUAGGCGUUCAGUGAGGGUGGCAUUAGGAAGAGACCGUCUGAGUGAAAUCCAUAGACUGCCCCUGCCAGCCUCUCUCAAGAACUACCUGCUCUACCAAUGACCACGCUGACAGUCACAACACACACAGCACACCCUCGUCUCUUUCUGUUUCUCUGGGAUCCUUUUUGGGUUGAACCCGUUUGACAGCAUUGUUCAAACCUCCAGGACUGACUAAGCCUCAUGAAUGAUUCAACAAGUAUGCUUUCUGUGUCAGUGGAUGGACUCGUUUUUGAGUUUCUUAUCCUGUUUUUAUGACUCUUUGCAGUUGUGUUCUCUAACUUUAUCAAAUCAGGAAUCACUGAGCACUAUGCACAUGCUGAUCCAGACGAUGCCAUGACAGUCACCAUAUUGGUGUACCUCCUCCAGUUUGUAAGUUGAUGUGGCAUAUGUAGUCAGUACCUCUGCUGUGACCUCCAGGCUUUAUGAUUCUGAAUUUCUAUCUUGUAGCCUUUUUAAAUUUAAAUGCUAUUGUGCAAAAAAAAAAUAUUGUGUGAUGGAAAUUGAAAAAGGUGCAGAGGUGCACUGUCAGUAUCUGACCACAAGGUGGCAUUGCAUACUCAUGUCAGCUUGUACGUCCUGUCAAAUCGAGAAUUAUAACAUGAAAUCCUAAUUGCUUUUAGAAAAUGUAGUUUUUAAAUAGAUAAUGAAUGAAAUCUUCCGUUCACACAACACAGAAAUUAGAUGCUGACCACUCUAUUGGGGGUAUGAAGUGCAUUGUGGAUGAAUGCACUGUGAGGCAGCUGAAGAGCAGCUCCCACCACUCACUGCACUAUCAGUUCUCGCUGCGAUAUACAUGUGCCCCAUUGCUUGCCAUCAGGCAUCUGACAGGAACAUCAUUAGCGGAAAUUUUAACGGAAGGAUAAUGCCACUGUGAUUAUUUGUAGCAUGCACCUGCAGGAAAUUUUUCUCAAUACAAUCAGUGUCUUUUUUAAAAAAUCUUUUGUCACUCCUGCUUUUUGUAGUUCAUUAGUUUUCAACCACAUGCUGUCGAGGCCCGAGAGAGCUGUUUUUAUUAAUUCAACCAGUCGCAUCAGCUGAUUUCACUCGUUUGCACAUAUAAAGCCAGAGAAUGGAAAUCAACUGGUGAAGACGCUACUGUAGGGUAAUGGUUGGUUGCAAUGAAAACCUGCUAUCCUUGGGGUCUCACUGCCACAUAGCUGAGAACCAUUGAUGUAGUGUUUGUGUUUUAUGAGAUUUAAGGGUGGGGGGGGUGCAGACUAUGUAGGUAAACGGUAUUGUGCUUGAAUCAGCACAGUUCAGAUGUAAGGCAAUGUAAAGACGGAAAAAGACAAUCCACAAAGUGCUGCACAAAUGUAAUAAAGAAGGUCAGAUUGCCAACAUAUUGUCAAAUGCCAUAUCAUAGACCUGUUGACUGUAGUAUUUUUAAAUGUGCAGAUGUGGUACACAUUCAGCACUCAGCUGGAUGUGCACACACUGUGCCACACCUUACUUUUCCUUGCUUGCAGCUUCCAUUUUAUUUGUACUCCUUGUUGUAGAUUUGUUUGUAAGUAUCUAUUAAAGAUUAUUUCAGAUUA
This is a messenger RNA of Seriola dumerili (greater amberjack), 2324 nucleotides long. RefSeq names its product splA/ryanodine receptor domain and SOCS box containing 1 (gene spsb1). Gene Ontology annotation, molecular function: protein binding. Bases 29 to 850 code for a protein of 273 amino acids. Gene Ontology annotation, cellular component: SCF ubiquitin ligase complex. The transcript has 2 exons. NCBI's taxonomy places the organism in Eukaryota, Metazoa, Chordata, Actinopteri, Carangiformes, Carangidae. The record is from RefSeq and is a predicted model, not a curated record. Gene Ontology annotation, biological process: proteasome-mediated ubiquitin-dependent protein catabolic process; intracellular signal transduction.